Lampris incognitus (smalleye Pacific opah) is the source of this 1464-nucleotide messenger RNA. It is a transcript of the gene ndufaf4, whose product is annotated as NADH:ubiquinone oxidoreductase complex assembly factor 4. Gene Ontology annotation, biological process: mitochondrial respiratory chain complex I assembly. Bases 37 to 579 code for a protein of 180 amino acids. Gene Ontology annotation, cellular component: mitochondrion. Lineage: Eukaryota; Metazoa; Chordata; Actinopteri; Lampriformes; Lampridae. The transcript has 3 exons. The record is from RefSeq and is a predicted model, not a curated record.
UCGAGUCAUCUUUUAUCGCCGCCGAAGUUCUGUAACAUGUCGAAUAUGGGGGCGCGAGUCGCGCGCGCGUUGAGGAGUUUCAACCUAGAAAACCGCGUCUAUCGUGAGAUAUCGAAGGAAAAGCCGUCGGCAGCGCCGCGGCACAAAGUCAACGUCCCGGAGCCGGUCAGCAGCUCGGCGGAAGAUCCGGUUUCUAUUCAUCAGAGAAACGACCCGCUGCUGUCGUUUCUGAAGACGGUGUACGUGGAGUCGACAGAUCCCCUGCCAUCAGAGGCACCAAAACAAGUGGCCGUACAGAAGGAAGAGGAGCGCAGGCCGCUGAAGUUCACUUUACCUGUUAACCGUUAUGGCCUUGUGGAGAUUACAGACGUUCCUAAAGGCAAGCUGUCUCUUGUAGAGGCUCUCAAAGCCCUCAACAGUCACAAGCGUGAACCUAAGGCAUGGACGGCGGAGAAGAUUGCCGAGGAGUAUUCCCUGGAUUUGAAAGACACAAAGGCCCUCGUCGAAUUCUUCAUUCCCUUCAAUAUUACAAUUUUACCGCCCAAUACUGACCGUGGCAAGCAGAUAAAGGGUUCUUAAUGACAGUAUUCCCGAUUAUAGGCAUUUAUCAUUCAAAUAAUUAUAUCAUGUAUUUAUUCAUGUGAAUACAUUUGUGUGCUUUCAAGGUUGUAUUUUGAAAUCAAGCUGUAAAAUGAAGACAUUGAUAAUAUUCUGAGUUAUGACUAGUCAUUUUUUUCAGUUACAUCAAACUGUCAAGCUGUCAACCUUGGCAUGUUUGUUUGAUCAUUGAUUUAGACAGAUAAUCUGUGCAUUAUUUCUGAUGACUAUGUACCAAAUUUCAUUUGCACUCCAUUUAGAUUUUACCAUCUUAAGUGGAACAAUUAGUACUUGUUAUCCUGAAAACACGCACGCCUUUUUGAAAGAUGCACCAGUUGGCUUCAACAUCGAUAACAUCCACCAUAAGCAAAAUAUUAAAGGAAACUCUGACUUCUUUCACAAAGGGGAAACAGUUAUUUUACUCAUGUAAAAUCCUUCCAGCUAAUGUGGAAGGACUGACACUAGUUAAUUUAUUGUCACUUUCUCAGUGUUCACUCUCUCCACUAGCUAUCCCCUUUUAAGCCAUUUUUCUUCUCUAGCAUCUGUCUUCUCAUUUGAACGAGUUGGUUGCUUUCACACCAAAUAUAUAGAAACUGCAUAACUGGCUAUCAUCAGUCAAGUUGGACAGGAAUGUUGAUUUAAUUGCAUAAUGCACUUCAUUUGGAGUGAAAAAUACAACACGCCACUCGAAGAGAAUACCUCAUUUGUCUUGCACGUCACUGUUGGCAUUAAUGCGCCUGCAGGCCAAAACAAGACGAUAUCUCUAGGUAACGGCACAUAAACCUUUCUCUCUUGAGAAUUACUGCAUUUUGCUGCGUAGACGCACAACUAUUUGUUUUGUUUUUUUUUUUAAUAAAGGACUUCAUU